This is a messenger RNA of Pistacia vera, 1188 nucleotides long. RefSeq lists its product as uncharacterized. Lineage: Eukaryota; Viridiplantae; Streptophyta; Magnoliopsida; Sapindales; Anacardiaceae. The coding region runs from base 1 to 1188 and encodes 395 amino acids. The record is from RefSeq and is a predicted model, not a curated record. The transcript has 2 exons.
AUGCCUUCACAAGGCUCCAACCAGCAGGUGUUAAGGCAUGCCAAAAGCUCCGGCCAAGGGAGAGAAAGUACCAACCUGCGGUCUUUCCUCAGCUACAAUCGUAGGGAACGUACCUACAUUGUAGAAAGUGAUCCCCCAAGGGCUCCGCUUCCUCAAAUAAAGGAGCUACAACGGGCUUUAGAUCAGCUUAGAGGUCAACAAAUUAGCAGGGUCGUUGAGGCGUCGCCCUUUUCUCCAGCAGUUCUAACUGCUUCUCUGCCGUCAAGAUUUAGAAUGCCUGACAUGAGAGCAUUAGAGGGAAAUUCUGAUAUGCGGGAUCAUUUCUAUGAGUUUAACGACCUCAUGGAAUUUCACCAAGUUUCUAACUUGACGAAAUAUAGCUGCUUGGCAAUGACUCUAACUGCCCACGCCAAACGUUGGUUCAGAUUGCUUCCACCAAGGUCUAUCAACUCGUGGUGGCAGAUGAGCUCGUUGUUCUUGAGACACUUUCAGGCCAAUCGAAAGUUCUCAAUGUCGUUAAGCUAUCUCAGCAACAUACGACAAGAGAAAAAUGAGUCUCUUCAACCCUAUAUUAACAAGUUCCACAGGGAACUGAACAAGGUGGCUAAUACCCCCGAGGAUUCAAAAUAUCUACUAAUAGAAAACUCGGUGGCAGUUUUAAAUCGCCAUGACCCCGGGCCUUCGACCAACGCUCCCAGUCAAAGGGAGGAAUACCGAAGAGAGAGUAGUAGAAGAUAUGAUCGUAAAUGGGCUAAUAACGAUCAGAGAAAGGGAAAGAAACAACGGUUUGAGCCCAAGAAAUCAUAUGUUCUAGUUCCUCGUCACAACUGUGACAUCUCCACUCCACUCAAUGCAUCCAUUUUAGCCAUUCUGGAUAAAUCAGAAGAGGCUAAUCUGCUCAGGGAGCUAAAGCCCAUGAAAAAACUCGCAUCUAAAAGAAAUGGCAAGAAAUAUUGCUGUUAUUAUCAAAAUAAUAAGCACCACACCGAUGAAUGUCGAGCUAUUAAGCAGGCAAUUAAAGACCUCAUUCAAAAAGGGUACUUCAAAGAGUAUGUUGUUAGUCCAACUUCCACAAGGGAGAAAGACCAAGAGGACGAUGGGAAAAGGCGCCGAGGUCGCAAAUAUCUCUAUCUGGUAGGGACUAUCUUUGGGGGACCUCAUAUAAUCGAAAACUCUCGAAGUGCAUAG